AUGGAACAACUGACCAGUGACGACUGUCAGCAGGAGGAUGAGCUCAACCUUGAGCUCACCCUCCGCACCACGGCCGCGGCGGAGCCCGACGUCGGCUACUUCCUCUGCGUCUACUGCGAACGUAAGUUCCGCAGCUCUCAGGCCCUCGGCGGCCACCAGAACGCGCAUAAGCACGAACGUAGCGUCGCCGAGCGUCAGCGGCUGAUCCCUGCCACAACGCGCGCGCACGCCGUGCUCGUGGGCGCGCCUGCUGCGGCGCAGGACGAGAGGCAGCCCGGGUACCACCGUGGGGGCGGCGGCGACUUCAUGUCUGCGGCUGGGAAAGCGAGGAAGACUGCUGCUGGAAAGACGCACACGCACGGCAGGAGCUCGUCGGAGUACGGCUACGGCGCCGACGAUGUGGACUUGUCUCUCAGGCUAUGA
Molecule: messenger RNA, 423 nt
Organism: Aegilops tauschii subsp. strangulata
Lineage: Eukaryota; Viridiplantae; Streptophyta; Magnoliopsida; Poales; Poaceae
Molecular function (GO): DNA-binding transcription factor activity
Source: RefSeq, a predicted model, not a curated record